UCACAGUAACAAUCUGAUCUGUGCUCUUAUCCUCUUCAGCCCAACCUUCCUAUCCCAAAGUAUAUUGCAAUGGACGUAAUUUCUCAGAGAUCUUCGUCUUCAACUUUGAAUCCCAACGCUCCGUCGUUCGUACCUUUGGCUUAUCGGGCGGUGGAGGACUUCUCUGAGCAGUGGUGGGCCCUGGUCCAGUCCUCCCCUUGGUUCCGCGACUACUGGCUCGAAGAGCGCUUCCAGGAUCCCCAAAAUGAUCCUCACCAUCCCGAUAUUGACGACCUUGACCUCCCCGACAUAGAUGCCCUCUUCGACGACUACAGCGUAGAAGACAAGCGUGAUCAGGAUGAAGAGGAAGACUAUUGCAGGGAUUUGAUUUCAAUGGGGGCGUUGAAAUGGCGGAAAGCGCGAGCUUUAGCUGAAGUGCCGAGGUAUAUAGAGAAGGCCCCCAAGAUUGUCAAUGUGAAAACGAGUCCGCGAAACAUUCAGCAACCAAGAUAGACUGACUCACUGAGUCGUAUGUAUGGUCUCUGGUACGAUGGUAACGAUCGAGGUGAGUAGUUAAGGUAACAGGAUCCAUGGCAUCACAAAAAUGUAGAGAAUCAACGGUACAUCUCAUCUCCCUCCCAAGUGCUUGCGGACUUGCCAAUCUUUUGAAGAACUCGGAUGACUUCUUCCGUCGUCACGUUACCCGUCACCGUGACCUUGUUGAGCUGCGUAUCGACGUUGUAUGUUUCAAUAUCUGCUACCCAAAAAGACCAAUCACGUGUAAAUAUUGUUUAUCGAAAGAAUAGAAAAAGAUAUUACGCAAGGUAUAUAUAUGUAUGAGAAAUUUAUACCGUCCAUCUUCUUGAUGGCCUUCAA
Alnus glutinosa is the source of this 855-nucleotide messenger RNA. Its product is annotated as protein EARLY RESPONSIVE TO DEHYDRATION 15-like. The record is from RefSeq and is a predicted model, not a curated record. The coding region runs from base 70 to 492 and encodes 140 amino acids. NCBI's taxonomy places the organism in Eukaryota, Viridiplantae, Streptophyta, Magnoliopsida, Fagales, Betulaceae. The transcript has 3 exons.